AAUUUUAAAAACGAUUUUCAUCUCUCCCUUUCUUUAUAAGUAUACGUCUCAGACGUUCCUUUAAGAGCUUCUGGCUUCAUCGUCUUUUUCUCUUCAUUCAAAUCUCAGACAACAGUUUACAUGCAUUUGCUCACUUGAAUCUCCUCAUAAGCUUCAAACUUUAUUGUUUUCUUCAGAAAGACAUGCAAUAGAUAGAUCUUCUGAUAAAAAAUACCUCGUGAUUAUCGUUUUUUUUCAAGUAUUUCAUAGUCUUCUUCUUCACACAAAUGCAGAAGUUUCUGAAAGCUUAGUGUAACGCUUGAUCAGCAGGAUUGUACCGAAGAAGAACGAACAACAACAAACAAGAGAGAGAAAGCAAAAGAAUACUCUUUUUAGAAUAUAUAUAUAAAAAAGAAGAAACUUGAUGGCUCCGAUGACGAACUGGUUAACGUUUUCUCUGUCACCAAUGGAGAUGUUGAGGUCAUCUGAUCAAUCUCAGUUUGUGUCUUAUGACGCUUCUUCGGCCGCCUCCUCCUCUCCUUAUCUCCUCGAUAAUUUCUAUGGCUGGACGAAUCAAAAGCCUCAGGAAUUAUUCAAAGAAGAAGCUCAGAUAGCAGCUUCAAUGGCGGAUUCAACAAUCCUAACAACAUUCGUCGACCCACAAAACCAUUCAUCACAGAAUCACAUCCCCAAGCUCGAAGAUUUUCUCGGCGACUCUUCUUCAAUCGUCCGUUACUCCGAUAACAGCCAAACCGAGACACAAGACUCUUCCCUCACUCAAAUCUACGAUCCACGUCACCACCACCAAACCGGGUUUUACUCCGACCACAACCACGAUUACAAAGCCAUGGCCGGUUUUCAAACCGCCUUCUCUACCAACUCCGGUUCAGAGGUCGAUGACUCAGCCUCCAUCGGACGGACACAUCUCGCAGGGGAGUAUUUAGGACACGUGGUCGAAUCUUCUGGUCCGGAGCUAGGUUUUCACGGUGGAGCUGCCACCGGAGGAGCUUUGUCACUCGGGGUUAACAUUAACAACGCUAAUCGCAGGAGUAAUGAUAGUAAUCAGAUCACUGAUCAUCAUUACCGAGUUAGUAACAAUGGUGAGAGAAUCAACAACAACAGCGAGAAGACGGAUUCUGAGAAGGAGAAGCCUGUUGUGGCGGUGGAAACAUCUGAUUGUUCUACUAAGAAGAUCGCUGAUACGUUUGGACAAAGGACUUCGAUUUACAGAGGAGUUACUCGACAUAGAUGGACGGGAAGAUAUGAAGCUCAUCUAUGGGAUAAUAGCUGUAGGAGAGAAGGUCAGGCCAGGAAAGGACGUCAAGUGUACUUGGGUGGAUAUGACAAAGAAGAUAAGGCAGCUCGAGCUUACGAUUUAGCAGCUCUUAAAUAUUGGAAUGCUACUGCUACCACCAAUUUCCCUAUCGCAAACUACUCGAAAGAACUAGAGGAAAUGAAGCACAUGACCAAACAAGAGUUCAUUGCUUCCCUUAGGAGGAAGAGUAGCGGAUUCUCAAGAGGAGCUUCGAUAUACAGAGGUGUGACAAGGCAUCAUCAACAAGGACGUUGGCAAGCAAGGAUUGGCCGUGUUGCCGGGAACAAAGAUCUUUACCUCGGAACCUUUGCAACGGAAGAGGAAGCAGCUGAAGCAUACGACAUAGCAGCGAUCAAAUUCAGAGGAAUAAACGCUGUGACCAACUUUGAGAUGAACCGUUACGACGUUGAAGCCAUCAUGAAGAGUGCACUUCCCAUCGGUGGAGCAGCAAAACGUCUUAAGCUCUCUUUAGAAUCUGCUUCAUCAGAGCAGAAACCAGUCAUCGGUCAUCAUCAACUCCACCAUUAUCAGCAACAACAGCAACAGCAACAGCAACAGCUUCAGCUUCAGUCAUCUCCUAAUCACAGUAGCAUAAACUUCGCUCUCUGUCCUAACUCAGCUGUUCAGUCUCAACAAAUGAUUCCUUGUGGGAUCCCUUUUGAAGCAGCUGCUCUUUACCAUCAUCAACAGCAACAGCAACAGCAACAACAGAACUUCUUCCAGCAUUUUCCGGCGAAUGCAGCUUCUGACUCGACCGGGUCUAAUAAUAAUAACUCCAACGUUCAAGGAUCAAUGGGACUUCUGGCGCCAAAUCCGGCUGAGUUCUUCCUCUGGCCUAAUCAGUCUUACUAAAAAAUCAAUCAUGUGAUUUGGUUGUAGUUUUAAUCCUUGAGAUCUUCAAGGGGAUACAACUUCGUUCUCACUGCGCUAAUCUUCAUCUUCUUGAUUCUGGCUAACCCUUAAGCUGACUAGAAGGAUCUGAAAAAUCUCACUUGCGUCUCUCUUUCUUUCUUUCGUUUUCUUUUUGUUUCAUUAACUGUUGUUUUAGGCAAGAGUAGAUUGGGGGGUGAACUGAAAAGUGGAAGAAUCGGAAAAAGGUUGGGGUCAUUAUUAUGUAUUAAACGUAAACUCGGUGGCUGAAAGUGAUAGGUUUUGGGGAAUUAGGGGUGGUUUCUGGUUUCUAUCUUUUUUUUUGUAUCUAUCAGCUUAUCCGUAGCGUACUCUGU
Eutrema salsugineum is the source of this 2520-nucleotide messenger RNA. Its product is annotated as AP2-like ethylene-responsive transcription factor AIL6. The record is from RefSeq and is a predicted model, not a curated record. Gene Ontology annotation, molecular function: DNA-binding transcription factor activity; DNA binding. NCBI's taxonomy places the organism in Eukaryota, Viridiplantae, Streptophyta, Magnoliopsida, Brassicales, Brassicaceae. The coding region runs from base 404 to 2146 and encodes 580 amino acids. Gene Ontology annotation, biological process: regulation of DNA-templated transcription. The transcript has 9 exons.